UAGAAACAAAGAGAUGAAGGAGAUAAAAGAUGAGCCUCCAGAGCCUGACACCAAUCAGACGACAGUGAAGGAGGAGCUAACAGAGCCCUCCAACAAUCAGAAGAACGUGGAGUCACUGAAGGAGGAGUCAAUGAAGCAGAUCAACCAAGAAGAGGAACAACAACAAGAGACAUGUCAAAAUGUCAAAGAGCAGCUGGAAACCAACAACACAGAGAACAGCAGCAGCUCAGACAGUCAGGAGACGUCAGGAGACGUCACUGUGGUGGUUAAUGACAACUACAAGUUUAUCCUUCUGAGAAAUGAGUCUGAUCAGGACAAACCACUGGGAGGACGUCAGUUAAAAGUCCAGAUCAACAAUAGUGAACCCAUCACAUACACAUUUGAUCCAUCAGUGAAACUCAAGACUGGAAAGAUUCUUACUUUAUACCAUCCAGACGGAGAGCAGCUUGUUUCUGGUAACCUGGUGUGGGAGGAGCUGAAGUCCUGGAUGCCUGGAGACAGAGUCCAGGCCUCUCUGCAGUGAAUUAGUUCCCAGUUGAACUCCUUCAAUAAAGUUCAGUAAUCCAGCAAACAGCAACAUUAUAGAUGAGAAACAGCACGACUCAGAUCUUCCUGCAGAAACCACACACUGCAGAGAAAGUCUCUGGAAACACUUGGCUCCAUUUUAUUGGAUUAGUCAAGUUUGAUGUGAACGUUGGUUUGUUUAAAGACUUUUACAGGAUGACGUCAGUGUUUCAGAUUCUAUGUAACAAGUCUCCUUGUUUCCUGUUGUAAAGAGAUGAAAAGAUGAAGAGAUGUAAAUUUCAACCUUUUAAUGUUUUGUUUUGAGAACAUGUUUAAAGCUUUAAAAUAAAAAUGUACUUUUCCAUUUA
Mugil cephalus (flathead mullet) is the source of this 872-nucleotide messenger RNA. RefSeq names its product lamin-A-like. Bases 14 to 523 code for a protein of 169 amino acids. The record is from RefSeq and is a predicted model, not a curated record. The transcript is spliced from 7 exons. NCBI's taxonomy places the organism in Eukaryota, Metazoa, Chordata, Actinopteri, Mugiliformes, Mugilidae.